AAUAAAACGUGAAUAAAAAUGAGACGGUAGCGUUUUAUCUUCAGAUACCUCGGCUCGACAAACAUGCUGCAAACGGUUGAGGGGGCGAUGUCCUGGGAGACUGAUAGAUAACGUGUUAACGGAAGAACAAGAUCGAAGGCAAGUCACACAAGAAACAUGGCGGCCCGCACACGGCUGUCCUUGCUGUUCCCUAAAAAUCUGCCUCCGUUUAGAAGCCAAAGGCUCGUCCACACGGAGGCUGCGUCGAAGGAGCCCGCGUAUCCCCCCGUCAUCGCCUCUCUCACGGCUAAAAGCAAAUCUGCCCGGUUGCGACAGAUUCAUGAGCGGGUAAAGAAGAUAUGCGCCUCUCCCGUGAAGGAGAAGCUCUCCCUCAUCACUCGCAUCCAGCGGAAGAAAUUUGUGGUUAACCCUCAGACUUUCGCACGGAACGCAGACAGAUGGUACCAACACUUCACCAAGACCGCAUACAUCCCGGGCCUGCCGGAGAAGUUCACCCCGGGCCCGGAGAGGAAGACCGAGGGGGAGGAGAGCUCUCUGCCAGCCGCAGCUCAAACCACACUGCCGGGGCUUGAUCGCGAUGCGUUCGCGGACAUCCGCUCCUUGGUCACUCGUGUUAUUUUACAGGAGCACUGGCACCUGAAGAAAGGCAAACCUUUCCUGUACAGAAAGCAGGAGCAGAUGAUCGGACCUUUUCUGAGAACCCUGGUCACUGGACUCAACCACAGUUUGGCCAAAUACAACCCGCUGCUCCGCCUCUCCAGUCUGGAUAUGGCUCCCAAGGUCAACUUUUAUUGGACGAGAGGACAGAGUAUCAUCCAAAGGGGUCACCGAAGCGGCCGGCAAGAUCAAACCAGGUUCCAGAUCGAUGACCAACCGCAUUGUCAGAUCAGAAUAACUCAACAGCUGCAACAGUUCGCCCCACUGGAGGCUUCUUAUGACACUGAAGUUCCAGAGAUCACGUAUGCUCCUAACCUGAUGCCUAUGUUCAAAAGUCAGUAUGACAACAACAUCUUUACAGGGGCCAAGGUCCCAGACCCGGCAUGCUACGGUCACACUCAGUUCCACCUGGUGCCCGACCGGUACCACAGAGACCGGAUGGCUCGGAAGCAGCAGUCUGAUCAGGUGGAGGUCUUCCUCAGAGCCAAUGGGCUCGCCAGCCUGUUCGCCUGGACAGGAGCUCAGGCCAUGUACCAGGGUUUCUGGGACUGCCAGGACGUCACCAGGCCUUUCGUGUCGCAGGCUGUGGUCACAGACGGAGAGUUCUUCUCCUUCUUCUGCUACCAGCUCAACACGUUGGCCCUCUCCGUGGAGUCGGACACCAACAACCCCAGGAAGAACCUCCUGUGGGGCACCGAGAGCCUGCGGCUGUACGAGAGCGUGCAGGACGGAGCGGUGGUCGGUCUGAACGACGACGUCCUCAAGCUCCUGGUUCAGUUCCUCAUGAACCAGCCGUGAGAGGCAAACGCCUCGAGGGAGAUUGUGUGACCUCAAGAGGAAGAGCCCAACGUGGCGGACAUGAGGAUGUUUGUCAGAUUGUAUAACAUGUAAUGUUAAGCAUGCUCAAACUGACUGAGUAUUAUUAAUGUGCAGACUGUAGCCUAUUUAUGCACAAAUAAAAUCACGCUUUUCAAAUUGA
Pseudoliparis swirei is the source of this 1636-nucleotide messenger RNA. It is a transcript of the gene mrps30, whose product is annotated as mitochondrial ribosomal protein S30. Gene Ontology annotation, molecular function: structural constituent of ribosome. Gene Ontology annotation, cellular component: ribosome; mitochondrial large ribosomal subunit; mitochondrion. Bases 157 to 1455 code for a protein of 432 amino acids. The record is from RefSeq and is a predicted model, not a curated record. Gene Ontology annotation, biological process: translation. The transcript is spliced from 6 exons. NCBI's taxonomy places the organism in Eukaryota, Metazoa, Chordata, Actinopteri, Perciformes, Liparidae.